UACAUAAUUUUUUUAUUUUUUAACUACCAUCAUGACUUGUGAUGAAGUUUGAUGUUACUGCUUCCACUUGAGUAACGGUGAACCUUGUCUCUUGUUCCUUUCUUCACCUCUCAGGCAUAUAAAAUAGGCUUCAUUCUUGCUUUUAGUGCAUGUAUUGUGUUUCUUUCAUUACUAGAAAAGUCACUUGAGAGAAAACCCACUUUUAGUUUAGUUCUACUCAUCCAUAGCUAAUAAAUUUCAUUCUCACAUGAAAAUCCCUCCUUUCAAGCCUUUAUAGAGUUCACAGGAGUGUAGCAUAUGACAAAAUCUAGUUGGGGUUACUGCACUUAGGACGUACAUUUUGGGUCGUUGAGCAAACCUUUAUCAGUUUCCCUACAUUUUGUUGACCAGUGAUCUACAUGGGAAAAUGGGUCUUGAAUCUUGUUGACAUCUUUUCUUAUUCAUAAUUUUCUUUGGGUUGCUCAGCGCUCAGCUUUUGGCUUUUCAAAAAUUUGACCUUCUUCAGCUUUUCCUUUUUGUUCCCUUAUCUUGAUUUUAACUUAUAAUGCUUGCUGGUUUGCCAUAGAUCACUUUUCACAAUGCAGGUGAAGAAAUUGUGUGGGUUAGAUUAGCUGUAGGGGAAAAAAGCUCGGUAGACAUGGGUAGGCUCAAUUUUGGCAAGGUAUUGGAUUGCUUUUGUCUGAGUUCAGGUUCAUCAAGCUCAUGCUUCCGCUUGAAUUCCUUGGAAAGUCAUGAUGAUGAGUUCGAGGAAAAUCCUCUUCUGCAAAUGAAAAAGGGCCAGGUCCUCAGAUUCAAAGAUGUUGUUUCUGGUAACCAAACCUUGGCCUUUCAAUUGAAGCCCAAGAUGGUGGUGCUAAAGGUGUCUAUGCACUGCAACGGCUGUGCAAGGAAGGUAGAGAAACAUGUUUCAAAAUUGGAAGGAGUAACCACAUACAAAGUUGACCUGAAAAGCAAGAUGGUGGUUGUUCUUGGAGAUAUUAUUCCUUUUGAAGUGCUAGAAAGUGUCUCCAAGGUGAAAUAUGCUGAGCUUUGGAAUUCUCCAUCCUGAUAUUUCUUUUCUUUUUUUCUUUCAAUUUUGGGAAAAGAAAUUAUUUAAAUUAAAACAAUCCUCCUCCUUUGAAUUAAUUUUUUCAGUAAAAUUAAAUUUAAUCUAUUUUCCCUAUACAAUAUUAAAAUAUAAACCACCUGUAGGCUCUAAAUAUUAAUAUAACCUGCAUGACAAACAUGGCUUGCUCUCAUAUGCCGUGUAAUAUUUAUGUUAUUGUUAAUUUUCCAUCUGGUGUAAUUUUUAUUUAUUUGGCACCACGUUCUGAAUU
Messenger RNA from Hevea brasiliensis (rubber tree), 1316 nucleotides. Its product is annotated as protein SODIUM POTASSIUM ROOT DEFECTIVE 2-like. Gene Ontology annotation, molecular function: metal ion binding. The record is from RefSeq and is a predicted model, not a curated record. The transcript has 5 exons. The coding region runs from base 638 to 1048 and encodes 136 amino acids. Lineage: Eukaryota; Viridiplantae; Streptophyta; Magnoliopsida; Malpighiales; Euphorbiaceae.